AUGGAGCUGUAUGAGACAUCCCCCUACUUCUACCAGGAGCCCCACUUCUAUGAUGGGGAAAACUACCUGCCUGUCCACCUCCAGGGCUUCGAGCCCCCAGGCUAUGAGCGGACCGAGCUCAGCUUGAGCCCGGAAGCCCGAGGGCCCCUGGAAGAAAAGGGGCUGGGAACCCCUGAGCACUGCCCCGGCCAGUGCCUGCCGUGGGCGUGUAAGGUGUGUAAGAGGAAGUCAGUGUCUGUGGACCGGCGGAGAGCAGCCACACUGAGAGAGAAACGCAGACUCAAGAAGGUGAACGAGGCCUUCGAGGCCCUGAAAAGGAGCACCCUCCUCAACCCCAACCAGCGGCUGCCUAAGGUGGAGAUCCUACGCAGUGCCAUCCAGUACAUUGAGCGCCUCCAGGCCCUGCUCAGCUCCCUCAACCAGGAGGAGCGAGAUCUCCGCUACCGAGGCGGGGGCGGGCCCCAGCCGGUGGUGCCCAGUGAAUGCAACUCCCACAGCGCCUCCUGCAGUCCAGAGUGGGGCAGUGCACUGGAGUUCGGGCCCAACCCGGGAGAUCAUCUGCUUGCAGCUGACCCUACGGAUGCCCACAACCUGCACUCCCUCACCUCCAUCGUGGACAGCAUCACAGUGGAGGAUAUGUCUGUUGCCUUCCCAGAUGAAACUAUGCCCAACUGA
Messenger RNA from Peromyscus eremicus (cactus mouse), 675 nucleotides. RefSeq names its product myogenin (gene Myog). The record is from RefSeq and is a predicted model, not a curated record. The coding region runs from base 1 to 675 and encodes 224 amino acids. The transcript has 3 exons. Gene Ontology annotation, biological process: positive regulation of transcription by RNA polymerase II; positive regulation of myoblast differentiation; muscle organ development. Gene Ontology annotation, molecular function: protein dimerization activity; DNA-binding transcription factor activity, RNA polymerase II-specific; RNA polymerase II cis-regulatory region sequence-specific DNA binding. Lineage: Eukaryota; Metazoa; Chordata; Mammalia; Rodentia; Cricetidae.